GAUGUCGCUACAGGUAUAUCCAAAAAGUCAUGGCGGAUUUUUCAGUGGACUUUUACCAAUUUGCAGUGAUAUUUUGUGGGUAGAACUAUUAUUACCGGCGUAGAAUUAAUUUUUAGCUCGUUCUAUUAGUAAAUUGGUAAAAUAGCGACACGAGUCACAUUGAAGCCACUGGCCUGUUUCGCAAAUAAUAAUUACACUGCUAAGACGUCAGGACUUCGAUAGAUUGACUCGUCUCGAAUUUCGGGAGUCCAAGAUAAAUAGAUUUUAUACGUCGCUCCAUAUUGUAAUUAAUUUGCUACGCCUACGAUGACACAGUAGCCGGUGGGAGGCGUAAGACCGCCAUCACAAAUAACGUUUUAAAAAACAGAUAAGUGGAUAUAAAAAUGAAUGAGGGAGCGCCGGUAAUGUAUCACUCGAACGGGGGUUUCGGAGGCCCUGCGCCAGUUUAUAUGGUAGCAAAUGGAGAGAGGCAACGGCAUUUCGCCCUGGAGGCAUUGCAGGCUUCUACAGGGUCAGGAGGUCGAGGCGGUGGUUCGCCGGCCCAUCAGCAGGGCACGCCGCGACGCUGGCAACAGCGCCGGGACCGGCCGCACGGCAACAAGACAGAAAACACAGCAUUUGGAUAUGAUUCUGAUGACUCAAGUUUAUCAAGCAAUGCCUCGGGCUCAAACAAAUCUGGAGAGAAAGGGGAAGGUACCUCCCGCAGUUCAGAGCGCAGUAGCGCCAGUACGCCCAGCGGCCACCAGGGGAACUAUUCCCGCGAGUGGAGACCGCGCCACCGCCGCGAUCAGCCGGCCAGACAUCGUCGGCUGGCACCCGACCGGUACAUCAGCUCGGCGUACGCCUUCCAGGUCAAGUUUACGCCUGAUGACCUGCUCACUGGAUCGAAGUUCGACACGCUGUCGCAAGAGAUGUGGGACAAGUUCAUUAAGUCACAGCAAACAGAGGAGACGUUCAGGAAAAAGAUGACCCUCUGGAGAUAUCUGUACAUCAAUAUCAAGCGGAUAUUCCCCCGCUACUCGCUGUACGUGGUGGGUUCCACCAUGUCGGGGUUCGCACUGGACUCGUCCGAUAUGGACCUGUGUCUGUACGUGCGGCCGCUGGACAACGUGGAGCCGCGUGCGCAUGCGCUGCUACACCUCAACUACAUACUCAGCUAUAUACGGAGUUUUGAUCCCAAUGCAGAGCUGAUCCAGGCGAAGGUUCCGAUUCUGAAGUUCCGCGACCCCCGUCACGGGCUCCAAGUAGACCUCAACUGUAACAACGUGGUCGGUGUCAAGAAUACCAGCCUUCUCAACACAUUCUCCAGAAUGGACUGGCGCGUGCGGCCGCUGGUGGCGCUGAGCAAGCUGUGGGCGCGCGCGCACCGCAUCAACGACGCGCGCGCGCGCACGCUCUCCUCCUACGCGCUCACGCUCAUGGUCAUCCACUUCCUGCAGUGCGGCACCAGCCCGGCGAUCCUGCCGCGCGGCGCGGAGGUGGGCGAGUGCGGCGAGUGGGCGGAGUGGGGCUGCGCGCGCGCCGCCAACCGCGCGUCGCUGGGCGAGCUGUUCGUGCAGCUGCUGCGCUACUACGCCGAGUUCCCGUUCGAGCGCGCGUGCGCGUCCGUGCGCGCCGGCGCGCGCCUGCCGCUGGCCGAGUGCCGCGCGCGCGCCGAGCCGCACCAGUGGAAGCUGCUCAGCGUCGAGGAGCCCUUCGACCUCUCCAACACGGCGCGCUCCGUCUACGACCCUGAGACCUUCAGCAAGAUAGUGACCGCCUUCAAGGACAGCCACCGCCGCCUCGCCGCCGGCCUCCGCCUCGCCGACGCCUGGCCCGAGCGAUGACGCGCGAGUGAACUGUGAACGGUCCACAUUCCAUAGUGCCAUAUUGUUGAGUGAUUUCUAUUUUGUAGUGUUAUUUAUUGCGGCGAUUCGAGUGCACUUUUGUUUAGCGCUUCCAAUGUGAUCCGAUGGUUUCUCGGUGUGAUUUGUUUGCGAGAAACCGAUGUUCCGCGGCUCGUUUGCCACGCGCCAUUUAAUGUCGUAGGUGAUUUUGGAUUUCAUUGCAAAUGAUUUCGAUUUUAUCUACCAUUUUACAGAAGGAAAUUUUUCGCUUUAUACAAAGUAUAAAGAUGUAAAAAUCGUGGUGUAUCGGACCGCCGGGACGUUAUUCGGCACAUGAGCACGACAAUGCGCGUUCAUUCCAGCUUCCCAGUGGAUAAAUUAAACACAGUGAUAACUGUAAUUGCAGUCAAGCGGUCGGCACUCGUGUUGCAUGUUAUAUAUUUGCUGCCAAAACGUUACCAAAAACGCUAAAAUUAAGACUGAGUCAUUUCGCUAGAACUCCACUAAAGAAUUUCCUCCGCUGUAUUGAACGCAGUAUUAGAAGCUUAUCUGGUAUGAGUUCUAGAAAUUUAACACUUACUUCUUGCAUCACACUUAAGCUUGGAAAAUAUUAAUAAACUUGACUAAAUCACCCUGUAAAAAAAUGUUGCCAGUUUUUCCAAUUUUUUAUUUGUAAAGUUAUAUUUUCAAUAUCAAUGGUACCACAAUCAGACAUAUUUACUUUUGAACAAGCGUUAAGUUACAGCGAGGGAUUGUAGAUAAUAUCAUGUCGUACUCAUGACUUUAUUUAUGGCUAGUCACGAAUCGUCUGACCCUAUAAAGAGAGGGUUCCUUAUAUCGUGUGGUUGAAGGCUAAGACAAUAUGUGAGAAAUCGUAUUCUUUGAGUGACUCGCGUUGUUGACAGGCCGUUUUUAAUGUUAUAUUGUUUGUUAUAAGUUAUUUAAAUAAUAUAUAUUGUACAUAGUAAGAAUGAAAGUUACCAAAAAAAACAUAAAUAUUGGAAUGUUUUAAGGUCCUCUUUUUUAUGUAAAUAGUAUGUUGUGAGAGGGUAAUUGACAAAAAAAUAUUAUUAUUAUAUAUACAGUUGAGGUUGUUAGGCGCAGGCAGCCGCGGUUUAUGGGUCGGAGUUAUUCGGGUGUGGGGCUAAAUUCACGGCUUCAAACGCAUUUUAACGAAAGACUCGUACGCCAGGACCAAAGAUAUGGAUUCCAAUUCGGAAUGUUAAAUGCAAUAAAUUCUUACAAAUACCAACUUACUACAUACAUACAGAAACAAAUUGCGAAUUUAUUACUGUAUAUAUGUGGAGCUAUGGUUUUCAUGAAUUUAUUGUGUUAGAUAAUCCGAAUGUUUUCUUAUGUUUGAUUCCAGCAUAAAUAUAAUAUACCCUGUGCAUAAAGUAACAUGUUAAUAUCAUUUAUGGACAUCAUUACUUUAUGGACAGGGCCAAGUUAAAAAAACAGUUUUAAUGCGUUUUAUGCCGUAAGCAAUUUAGAAGAAAAUAUGCCUUAUAGAGCUCUGUUAUUAGACUGAAUAAGGCAUAUAUUCCUCUAAAUAUCCCCAGGACACGCAGGCCUGUUGUUGUUUUCCUAAUUAUAAAAAGUACAUUAAGGUGCUAUUAGAGUAAUUUGCUCCAAAUCCGCAAGUGCUAUUCAAGAUUCAGUGGUGCUAAAGUAUUAUGUUGCCUUAACGAGCGCUUGCCGGCUUCGGGGGCGGCGCGGGGCGCCAAAUGUUAGCAUAUCUUUAUAUUUAACGGAGAUUGUAAAAAAUGUUAUAUUCGCCUCGUGUCGCCUAUUGUUAUCGUAUAGACACAUAUAUAAAAAUAACAAUCAUUUUAAACUCUGAAUGAAAUAAUUAACCGAAUUUAAAAAAAAAAAAAAACAUGUCUUUUUUCGUUAUUUUAACUCAUGAAUUUCUAAUUUUACACAAGCUAAAUCUGCCAUUUAAACAUCAUUAGAAUAACUUCUAUAAUAACAUUAUUUGGCGGAUCGAUUUAUAUGUUUGGUUUUCUGUUAAAAUCGCAAUGAACUUGGCAAUACUUAACGUUAGAGGGGGUCAUUAGUUUACACAUCUAUCCGUCACUACCCCGCACCCGUUUACAACUGAAUGUUAGUCGAAAUGAUGCGCGGCAUGACGCGACAGAUACAUUGUUAUUUUAUAUAAAUAUAUUUUUUUUAAAUUUGCUGAAUCGCUCGGAACUUUUGUCACGUGUGGUAUCCGUUCGAUAUUUUGUGUUAAACGCUUGUCGAACGAAAAUCAAACGCUUCGAUAAUUUUGAAUGAAUCAUAAUAUAAAAAUGUCCCCCACUGACUUGUGGAAGUCUGUCCGCCGGCAUCCGAUCCUCCGCGGCGUCGCAGCUCGCUCGCCCGCCGUUUUUAUAAGCCUAUGUAUAAGUUUUAUAUCAAUUUUACAUAAGAGGCACUUGCCGCGCUCGAAUAAUAAAAAGUACAAUAAAUAAUUUUAAAAUGUGCUAUAAAUAUAUAUUUAAGAAAACUGAUUAUAGUUAACGAUGCAAAGUGUCUCAAAAACUGUUUAAUUUUUGAAAAAAGUUACAAAAUCCUCGAAACCAAUACAAAAAAAAUGAUAAUAAAAAAAUAAAAAAAAUCUAUAAAAAAUAUUUAAAAAAUCCCAAAAAAAAAUACACAAAACAAAAAUAAAAUUCUGAAAAAAUCUUUUUACUUUGACUUAUCUAAGGUCAGAUUUAUCGCAUGUUUUGACACUUUUCGGGGCGUCCAUCUGCCCCGCGCAUGUUCAUAAGCUGUUUCACGUUCAAUGUAAAAGUGUUCACACUUGGAAAUAAUUUUUAAUAGUGGAAAUAUCCCAAAUGUGAACAUUUUCACGCUGCCGAGAAACUUAUCCCGCCGCUAAUAUUUGGACCAUUUUGGAAGCCCGUCCUGCCCUCAUGCUUAUGAACUGAGAGGGCUGUCCUACUGUUCUAUUCGUCUCCGAUUUCUCUCUAGAGCAUUCUCGUAAUUUUCCAUUCGCAAAGCGAUCGAUCUAAUAGUAGUGGUGAAUGUUGACAUAGAAUUUUUCUUUGCCACCGCUAUUUUAAAUGAAAAAAUUUUUGGUCUUGAUUGGACAAUUUAAGUCUUAAAAAGCUCGUUUUGGAAGACAUUAGAAACGAAUUCGAGCAUAAACAGCGACCAGUAACAAUAAAGCACCUCGUAAUUUAACGCCCACAAAUACUAAAUACUUAGUCAAAA
Molecule: messenger RNA, 5027 nt
Organism: Amyelois transitella
Lineage: Eukaryota; Metazoa; Arthropoda; Insecta; Lepidoptera; Pyralidae
Product: poly(A) RNA polymerase gld-2 homolog B
Exons: 8
Coding region: 384-1826 (480 amino acids)
Cellular component (GO): cytosol
Molecular function (GO): poly(A) RNA polymerase activity
Source: RefSeq, a predicted model, not a curated record